AUGAAGCAUGUGGAUGUGAAGCUCAAGUUUUUACGUGAUUACGCCAAGAAGCAGACGGCCAAGCCAAUUUUUGAAAGUACGAAGACGAUGGUCGCAGAUUUACUGACGAAGGUGCUGCCUGAUGCAGGGAUUCAAGAAUUGCGUUUGCUAAUUGGACUGAAGUGA
This is a messenger RNA of Peronospora matthiolae, 165 nucleotides long. Lineage: Eukaryota; Oomycota; Peronosporomycetes; Peronosporales; Peronosporaceae. The record is from the annotation of a GenBank genome assembly.